AAGCUAUGAAAGUCUGCUCUCAUCGCUUCCUGGCUUGGGAGAUAUCGAUAUCACUAUCGAUGAUGCAGAGAGAGACAUACCUCAGAUCACGGCUUGUCUUCGUCGGACCGGAGGACAGCAGCUCACACACAUCAACCUUACAGCACCGUCAUCACUCCCAUCAGAGAAGAGGAGUGUAUCGAGAGAGACGAUGAGAGGAUUGGGUCUUCUGAUCAGAGAACAAACCAAGAACCUACAGUGGCUGCGUCUAUCCAGAGUGAAGGGCACGGACGAGGGAGACUUGGUUAAACUCGUUGAGUGUUGCAAACAUGUGGAGACGAUGAAUCAUCUAAUGCUUCUUGGCUGUGGGACAAAGUCAGACGGUAGACUAAGACAUCUCAUCACUUAUCUUAACAAGUUAGAGAAGUCACUCAGGGUGAUUGCCUUGCAUGAUAAUGGUCAACUCCUCGUAGAGAAAUGCCAGCUAUCUACCGAGAUGACUGCCAGAUUAUUGUCCUGUCUCAGAUCCUACAUCUCACUGAACCAUCUCAGCAUUUCAGACUCCUCUCUCAGUUUCCCUCCAUCUCCUCCUGAGCUUCCAUCCGUCACAAAGCUAUCAGCUAAGAGUGUGACGUCACAAAGCUAUGAAGGUCUGCUCUCAUCGCUUCCUGGCUUGAGAGAGAUCGAUAUCCGUAUCGAUGAUGCAGAGGGAGACAUAUCCCAGAUCACGGCUGGUCUUCGUCGGACCGGAGGACAGCAGCUCACACGCAUCACCAUUACAGCACCGUUCUCACUCCCAUCAGAGAAGAAGAGUGUAUCGAGAGAGACGAUGAGAGGACUGGGUCUUGUGAUCAGAGAACAAACCAAGAACCUGCAGGUGCUAGGUCUGUAUGGAGUGAAGGGCACAGACGAGGAAGACUUGGUUUACCUCGUCGUGUGCUGCAGACAUUUCAAGACGAUGUCAGAGCUGUGGUUACAGUGUUGUGGAACUAGAGAGGGCGGCAGAGUGGAAUCUCAUCUCAAAGGUCUUCAAGCAUCAUCAUCUGGCGACCUCUCUGUGCAUAUUCAUCAUUUGUGCUACCACUCUUAA
Messenger RNA from Strongylocentrotus purpuratus (purple sea urchin), 1069 nucleotides. RefSeq lists its product as uncharacterized. Lineage: Eukaryota; Metazoa; Echinodermata; Echinoidea; Camarodonta; Strongylocentrotidae. The transcript is spliced from 5 exons. The record is from RefSeq and is a predicted model, not a curated record. Bases 191 to 1069 code for a protein of 292 amino acids.